Molecule: messenger RNA, 1029 nt
Organism: Mesorhabditis belari
Lineage: Eukaryota; Metazoa; Nematoda; Chromadorea; Rhabditida; Rhabditidae
Source: the annotation of a GenBank genome assembly
AUGACAACAUCUGAUCAAUUUGAAUUGGGAAAGUGUAUUGGGCAAGGAACAUAUGGAGCAGUGUAUGAAUUGAUUGGACACGAACCCCCAGCUGUGAUGAAAUACAUGCCUUGUGGAAAUGCUGAACAACUCAAGAUCUUCAAAAAUGAAUGCGAAGCUUUGAUCAAGAUCCAUCAUGGAAAUAUUGUCCGAUUGUAUCGACAUGUAGAAGAAAAAGAUAGAGUGGGAAUUGUAAUGGAAUAUUGUCAGAAGGGACCACUCAAGGGGGUGCUUCUUGAUCCAAACAUUACAUAUUCAAUGAACACUGUUCUCACAUGGGGAAUCCAAUUAUUUGAUGCCAUUGAUCACAUGUAUCAGAAACACAAAUUGGUACAUCGAGACAUCAAACCAGACAACAUUUUUCUGACCAAUGAAUACCAGCUGAAGAUUGGUGACUUCGGAUUGGUAAAAGCAGUGGGAGAUGAAACUGUUGCGGGGACGUGUAUGGGAACGCCACGAUACAUGAGUCCACCCGAUAUGAAGGACGAUGGGGUACGGAAUGUCUAUGAACAAAUGAGGGAUAUAAAGGAUUCCCAUCGAAAUGAUGUCUACAGUCUGGGGCUUGUUAUGUGGGAAAUCAUGGAAAGGAGAACCAUUUUCACAAACUAUGAGAGAUCUGGAAUGUUUGAUCGUGACCAAUUAUUGUUUGAUAUUGCACUCAAGCGUCUUACUGAAAUCGAACCACCCGAAUGUCAAUCAGAAAUUCAAAAGAUCAUCUCGAGAUGCACUAACUUUCAACGUAUUCAUCGUCCAGCAGCUUCUGAAGUCUUGGACUUCCUGAAUCAAACGCAGAAAGGAAUCGCCACUUUCGCCUCACUAAUCUCACUGCCAACAGCUCAAGCAACGAACCGAUCAUCAACAAGCCAAAAAAGAAAAGCGAUCAUCGAGAAAUCGAUCGACAAUUUCGGUGAUGAUGGAGAGAAGACUUUCCUCGGCAACGGCGGUUUCGGAGCCGUUUAUCUUCUUAAAAAUCACAAGCCGUACGAUUUU